Messenger RNA from Sycon ciliatum, 3952 nucleotides. RefSeq names its product dual specificity tyrosine-phosphorylation-regulated kinase 4-like. The transcript has 19 exons. Lineage: Eukaryota; Metazoa; Porifera; Calcarea; Leucosolenida; Sycettidae. Gene Ontology annotation, biological process: peptidyl-serine phosphorylation; peptidyl-threonine phosphorylation. Gene Ontology annotation, cellular component: nucleus; cytoplasm; cytoskeleton. The record is from RefSeq and is a predicted model, not a curated record. The coding region runs from base 466 to 3228 and encodes 920 amino acids. Gene Ontology annotation, molecular function: ATP binding; protein serine/threonine kinase activity; protein serine/threonine/tyrosine kinase activity.
GAUAGCGACUGACAGAAGGUGAUGGCGAGGGCGGAAGCAGUUUCACGUUGGCGAGCUCUGGAGCGUUACGUCGACCUCGCCUGAGUGUUGGGUUGAGUCUUCUAUUCUGCGGCUGUUGGCCAAAGCGCGUAGCACCCCCAUAGACCCUACACUGUUGCUAGUUGUGCGUUGUGCUGCAGGGUUUUGAAACUUUGAAAGAAGCGAAUAUUCCAUCUACUCGUGUCCGCUUCUUCUCUUAGCCCGGAGCAAUUUUCCUUCGAUAGCCGACAGGACCCGUCGCGAACUGGUACUGUGUUAGCGACCGGCUACAGCACGCUACGUCGACAUAAAAUACGUCCUGUGCGAGCGGUUGAUUUAUUGCAGUGUGUCAGGCCGGCAUUCUGACGGUCGUGAAAGCAGCGUGCUAGGCUUCGUCGGUACGACGGUAGUCGCUGCAUGCAGUAGCUGGCUUUGCGUGUCAACGUCAUGUCGUUUGGCAGUUCGGACCAGCCGUGGACCCCGUCGCGUGGUGGAUACUUACGCUACGUGCCCGCUUGCACGGCUGACAGUACGGAGAACGUCCGUAGCGGCGCUAGCGUGACGAAACAGCGUCGCCAAUCCGAGCAAUCCGACCCGGGAAGGCGAUACGACGUGCGUGCAUAUGAAGAAGCCGCCGCUCUCAUGCAACAAGGAGACCUGUCCCUCACUGUUCCUCCUGUCAGAACGAGAGCCGUCCCAACAACAGGAGCACCGCCGCUACCUAUCUCGGACUCUACGAGUCCACCAUCUCUCACCGCUGCGGCGCGUAGAAACAAGAAGCAGAGCAGGAAUAGCGGUUGCUGGCGGAGAUUCUGCGCUAGUCUCUCGUUCUGGAAGAACUCGUGCGAAAUUCCCCACAAGACACUACUGAAUCCCGAAAACCAACGCUCAGAGAAUAGUCCCGCAGACGCUUAUGGGACAGCAAGCAACCAGAGAACACUGAGCCUCUCUCAAUUGCCAACGGAGGGUAGGGAAAGCACUUCAACAACUGCCUCGGUGGCUGCUGCCACGUCCGCUGACGUUGUUGGUGGAUCCACUCUCUCCUUGACCUCCCUGUCGCACUCGCACGAUUCUCAGAGCUCCUCUGGACUGCGUGAUCUCUUGCCCGUGCUGACGAAAGAGCCUCCACCGGGAAAGUCGUCGACAAUGCCCGCUUCAGGACAGAGCUCGUCCUCGCAUCUACCCAAUGGCAGCACAGGUCACAUAUCCUCGCACAAUGCCAGCUCGUCACACUCCGCCAGCAGUGGCUACGUGUCUUCAUCAUCGUCCCACUACAAGACCAGCUCCGGUUCCAGUAGUCACUCGCACUCGCAGGGAUUGACCUCAUCUGGCCACUCGUCCGAUCACAUUUCCCGCGCACCCGGCUCAGGCACGUCGUCAGUUUCCGACUCUCAGAUGAGAAGAAUCCUAGAGGCAGCUACGAAGCCAGAAUCCUCGCGGAAGCAAGAUGACCCAUCAACAGCCGCGACAGCAAAUCGCUUAGCUGAUCAGUUUGACCAGGCGAUAACGAUGAGACCGCGAAACCGAUCUUCUGUUCCUGGCCCACGUCCUAACUCUUACCAAGAGGAGCCUCGACAUGCCGUUUCCUCAUCCAGAAGUCGCCACCAAGCUCCCCAGAUACCCAUGUUCCCUAUGUCGUCCGUCGUUGCACUGCAGACUUUCAGUCCGCGGCUGACGGAUUACGAGCAGGAGGAAAUCCUGGAGUACAGCGAUGUGCACUACCUGGGUCUAGAAGCCAAGAAGAUACCCGCUGCUCGUGGAGCAACGCAAAAUCACGGUUACGACGAAGAGAACGGCAGCUACAUAAGUGUGAUCAAGGAUCACAUUGCUUACCGUUUUGAGAUCAAGGAAGUCCUGGGCAAGGGAUCCUUCGGCCAUGUCGUCAAGGCGCUUGAUCAUCGCACAAACCACUACGUUGCAAUCAAGAUCAUCCGCAACAAGCGCCGAUUUCAUCAACAGGCCCAGGUGGAGCUGAAGAUUCUGGGCAACCUGAACAGAAAGGUACAGGACAAGGAGGGCGCGUACAAUAUCAUUCGCAUGGAGGACUCCUUCCAUUUCCGAAACCAUCUUUGUAUUGUUUUCGAGCUGAUGGGAAUGAAUCUUUACGAGGUUCUGAAGGCGAACAACUACCGAGGAUUCAGUCUGAGCGUGAUUAGAAAGAUCACGUACUCGCUGCUGCAGUGCCUGAAGCUACUGCGCCGUGAGAACAUCAUCCACUGUGACUUGAAACCGGAGAAUAUUCUUCUGCGUCCAAGCGGGCACAUGGCUGUGAAGGUGAUUGACUUUGGAUCCAGCUGCUACGAGCAUCAGAGAGUGUACACUUACAUUCAGAGUCGGUUCUACCGCUCGCCGGAGGUCAUCCUGGGCCUGCCGUACACGUGUGCUAUUGACAUGUGGUCGCUGGGCUGCAUUUUGCCCGAGCUCUACACCGGCUACCCGCUCUUCCCCGGCGAGAAUGAAAACGAACAGCUGGCGUGCAUCAUGCAAAUCAAGGGCUUGCCGCCGUCAAGACUCCUCGACAUUGCGCCGAGACGACGGCAGUUCUUUGAUUCUCAAGGCACACCCCGCAACCUGAUCAACAGCAAGGGAAAACGUCGCCCACCGGGCACCCGCUCCAUGGCCAAUGCCUGUGACACAUCCGAUCCGCUCUUCAUCAACUUCAUCCAGCAAUGCCUUCAUUGGGAAGCAAGCCAGCGUAUGCUGCCAGAUGAGGGUCUACGCCACCCCUGGAUCAUUCAGGGUCGUCUUCCUCGCACUCAAACCGCUGGCUAUGCGUCAGACUCGACAGCGGGCCAUGGUCGGAGUCGCUCGGGCACCACCGCCUCCAUGGGCACCAGCAGUGGAAGUAGCCGCAGCCAGCGUCACCACACAAGUAGUCAUGGGUCCUCGGCACACUCCUCCGCGCUGACCGGCAGCAGUGGCAGCAGCAGCAGUACUACGGUGGUCUCGUCGCCACGCACCGCACUGCAGCAUCGCCCACAGCCUAUCGGUGCCGAGCAGCCAUCCGAGCCGAUCACAAAGAGCUCCAAAUGCGCCAAGACCACGUCGAUGUCAAAUGCAACGACAGAGAAGAGCGCAUCACCGCCGCUUGACAGCAAGACACGCCACGUGAUCGGCGCAACAACGCAGGAGAAGAACGUGGAAAGCAGCCGCAAAGCCAGUGCCUCCUGGUCCAAUCCAAGUAGCUUCCUGACCGGCGACAUUGUCUAGGGCGUUGAUCAGAUGGCUCUUCUUUCAUUGUUUGUCUAUCAACUGUUAUCCGCUGAGUGUUAGGAGUAUUCUUCCCAGCAGCAUCCUUCCUCGGUUGCUCGUGAUACUAGCAGCCUUCCUCGGUUGCUCGUGAUACUUGAUAAUGCUAUUGAACCAUGCCGAGUGUACAUAGAUGUGCUGCGGACUCGUCCCACGGUCUGCAAGCUUGAGCUUCUCUCGUCAUCUACCCCCGUUGAUGCAUUUGAUGCCGCCCUGUGAUGGCCGCCACAAGCGCGUGCGUGUGAAUAAGUCACCUCCUUGCAUUCAUUCGGCCAUUGGAUCCGGUCACGGAUUGACACACUGUGCAAAUAGUGCUGCGCAGUAGAUUACUCCUAAUCUGACUAGGGCUAGUGUGCAGAAGGCUAGAAGCACUGGCUUGGCACUGCACACACACACACCCAUUCUUGAACAGCCGUAUUAUCGUUUUAGCUCACAUCUUUGUCAAAGACUUAGCUUAGGUUAGGUAGGCUGAUGCUAUCCUCGGGACUCCCUCUGCAACUGCUCAGCUAAGUACUAGCUAGCAGCAGUGUGCAUGCACUCUUUUCUUCAUAUUUUCUGUAAAUAGGCAGUAAUUUAUUAGGGUAAAUCAUUAUUUUGCAUUCUGCUUUUCGUACUCUUUUCUGUUACAUGCGUUUUUUGUGCAUGGCACCAUUAUCUGAUCUCCAACUUAAAUCUUUACAUUGCA